AUGACAGUGAAGUUGGGAGACGGCGGCGGCGGGGAGGACGGGCUCAAGAGGCUGGGCAAGAGGUCGGCCGAGGAAGACUCGCUGGAAGGAGAGGGGCCCGGCGGCGGGGACGCGGCCGAGGAGAGCGGCGGCACAAAGAGGGACGGCAAGACCCCCCGGGACGGCGGCGACGGUCCCCAGGCCCCCUCGGGCGGCCCGCAGGCCCCGUCCCCGCCGCCCGCCUGCCCCCAGGAUCAGCACCACUUCCUCAGGUCCAGCGUGAGGCCGCAGAGCAAGAGGCUCAGGAAGGACUCGUCCUGCGCCGGGGGGAGCAGCAGUGCGGGCAGCUCCGGGCCCCGCGGGAAAGGAACUGAUGGUGGCGGAUCGUCGGCUGCAAAUGGGCCUGGGGUUGCCCCCGCUGCCCCUGCAGGGGGCUCUCGCUCCUCCUCCAGGAACCUGGGGUCUUCGAGUGGAGAGAAGGAGGAAGGCAAGAAGGUUCGGCGGCAGUGGGAGUCCUGGAGCACAGAGGACAAAAACACCUUCUUUGAGGGGCUGUACGAGCAUGGGAAGGACUUUGAGGCAAUCCAGAACAACAUCGCUCUGAAGUAUAGGAAGAAGGGCAAGCCAGCCAGCAUGGUGAAGAACAAGGAGCAGGUGCGCCACUUCUACUACCGCACGUGGCACAAGAUCACCAAGUACAUCGACUUCGACAACGUGUUCUCCCGUGGGCUCAAAAAGUCAUCCCAAGAGCUGUAUGGCCUCAUCUGCUACGGGGAGCUGCGCAAGAAGAUCGGGGGCUGCAUGGACGACAAGAAUGCCACGAAGCUGAAUGAGCUCAUUCAGGCUGGGGCCACCACAGUCCGGUACAAAGGGAGGAACCUGCGGAUCAAAGCACCCAUGUGCCGCGCCUUGAAGAAACUCUGUGACCCCGAUGGCCUGAGUGACGAAGAGGACCAGAAGCCAGUGCGCCUGCCCCUGAGGGUCCCUGUGGAGCUCCAGCCACGGAACAACCAUGCCUGGGCCCGCGUGCAGAGCCUCGCCCAGAAUCCACGGCUCAGGAUGAUCGUGGAGCUACAUCGGAAGGUCUCCAGCCUCAUUGAGUUCCUGAAGCAGAAGUGGGCACUUCAUGAAGUGCGAAUCCGGAAGACGCUGGAGGAGCGGCAGCUGCAGGACUCGUUCUCGGAGCCGUUGCAGGAGAAGGUGGCGCUGCACUUGUUCCCGGGCGAGAACUGCACCCUGACACCGCUGCCAGGUGUGGCCCGCGUGGUGCAUUCCAAGGCCUUCUGCACGGUGCACUGGCAGGAGGGCGGCCGGUGCAAGCAGAGCGCCAAGGACACCCACGCGCUGCCCCCAGCCCAGAUCCUGGGCAUCCAGAGCGGGCAGGGCACGGCCAGGGGCCAGCUGAAGUGCCCCAGGGCCGUUUCUGAGGCCAAGGCCGGGGGGCGGCCCCCUCCCUCCACCGAUGCCUCACAGAGCUCCGGGGAAAGUUCCCCAGAAAGUGCCCCUGGGGAGGGGGCUGCCACAAGUUUCAGCAGCCCAGACGCCUCCGACAGGCUCCCCCCGGGGCUGCAGGAUGCCGGGGGACGGCUUGAGAAGACCCCAGCAACUGCCACUGCAGAGGGCGGAGACGGCCCCGCCCAAGAGCCCGGGGCGCCAGUGUGUGCCUGCAGCCAGCUCCCAGAUCUGGAGGACGAGCUGUCCCUGCUGGACCCCUUCCCCCGCUACAUGAAGUCCUGCCAGGACCUCAUCAUUCCCGAGCAGGGCCGCCGUGCGGAUCCGCGGCCCAUGGCCUGGCCCUCCCCAGAGGCCCGUGGCACGGAGGGGGCUGACCUCAGCCAGGCCAGGGCCCCAUCCCCUGUCUGUGGCCCGCCUGGCCUGGAGCCUCAGCCCAGCCCCGGGCUCCAGCCAGACGUCUGCACUAAAGACUUGGCGGACGCACCUGUGGAGGAGCCUCAGGAGAAGGUGAGCCCCUCGGAUCCUCCACCUCAGGGCCAGCCUGCCACCAAGCCUCCGAAGGACGUCCCGGCCAGCCGGCUGGCCCAGCAACUGCGAGAGGAGGGCUGGAACCUGCAGACCUCCGAGAGCCUCACGCUGGCUGAAGUCUACCUCAUGAUGGGCAAGCCCAGCAAGCUGCAGCUGGAGUACGACUGGCUGGCGGUGCUGGGCCCAGACGCCCCAGGACCCCACGCCAGCCCACCGCCCGCCGCCUUCCACAAGCAGCGCCUUCUCAGCUGCCUCCUGAAGCUCAUCUCCACUGAGGUCAACCCCCGACUGGCUCCAGAGACGAACACUGGCUCCACAGCCUCUGUGAGGCCCGCCCAGGAGGAGCAGUCAACGACACCGCCAGGAAAGGUGGUGACCGUGAGCUCCCGCAGCCCACGCUGCCCCCGAAACCAGGCUGCCCUCCGCCACAGCAAGGCCUUCUCGCCCAGCUCCGUACCUUGCUCCUCAGGUCUGAGAAACCCUCCAAGGCCCCUCUUGGUGGCCAGUCCCGCCAGCACGGGCAGCAGCGACUCAGAUGGUGGCCUUUUUGCCGUCCCAACGACGUUGCCGCCCAACAGCCGGCAUGGGAAGCUCUUCUUUCCCAACAAGGAGACAGAGCUGACAUUCCGGCAGCACCUGAGCUCCAUCAGUAUGCAGUCGGACUUUUUCCUGCCAAAGCCCAGGAAGCUGCGAAACCGGCACCUGCGGAAGCCACUGGUGGUCCAGAGGACGCUGCUUCCGAGGCCAUCUGAAAACCAGUCCCACAACGUCUGCUCCUUCUCCAUCCUGUCGAAUUCCUCUGUGACCGGGAGAGGCUCCUUCCGGCCCGUCCAGUCCUCCCUGGCCAAAGCAGCUGUGUCCCGGCCAAUCGUGCCCAAGGUCCUCCCCGCACAGGCCACAGGCCCCCUGGCCAGUGCUAUCGACCUAGCAGCUAAAAGUGCUGGCAUCAUCCCUGGGAGCCCCCUGCCAGUCCUGGACACGGAUGGCUUGUCUGGCAUCGCCCCACUGUCUUCAGAUGAGGUGACGGCGGCUGUCACGGGGCCAGACUCCACCGGCCACCACCAGAAUGAAGACCCCCUCCCCGCUGUAGGGGCCACAAGUGACCCAUUCAUCAGCGUCCCCUCGAGGCAGGAGCCAAUGGCCGACGGUUUCCAGAACCCACCCGUUCUCUCCUUGUCCGAGCUGUCCAAGGCCCCUGUCCACAAUGGGCUCUCCACACCACUGCCCCCCUCGGACGCCUCCAGCACGCGGCUCUCCCCGCCUAAUGUCUCUGCCCUGCUGGACAUCUCCCUGCCCGGCCCACCUGAGGACGUGCUCUCGCAGGGAGAGCCCGCCACACACAUCAGUGACUCCAUCAUUGAGAUCGCCAUCAGCUCCGGCCAGUACGGUGAAGGAGUCCCCCUCUCUCCAGCAAAACUGAAUGGCAGCGACAGUUCCAAGAGCCUGCCCUCCCCGUCCAGCAGCCCCCAGCCAGACUGGAUCGCCUCUCCCACCCACGACCCCCAGUGGUGCCCUAGCGAUCCCACAGACUCAUCCCUCAGCAGCUUGUUCGCGAGCUUCAUCUCCCCGGAGAAGAGCCGGAAGAUGCUGCCCACCCCUGUCGGGACCAGCAGCGGCACCUCCCUGCUGGGCCCCAGCCUGCUAGAUGGGAACUCGCGAGACUCCUUUGUGUCCCGGUCCCUGGCCGACGUUGCUGAGGUUGUGGACUCACAGCUGGUGUGCAUGAUGAACGAGAACAGCGUUGACUACAUCUCUCGGUUCAACGACCUGGCCCAGGAGCUGUCCAUUGCCGAGCCCAGCCGCCGGGAGGCUCUGUUUGAUGGUGGGGGAGGCGGCCCCCCAGUCACUGACCUGUCCCAGUGA
This is a messenger RNA of Rangifer tarandus platyrhynchus (Svalbard reindeer), 3825 nucleotides long. The record is from the annotation of a GenBank genome assembly. Lineage: Eukaryota; Metazoa; Chordata; Mammalia; Artiodactyla; Cervidae.